This is a messenger RNA of Fonsecaea nubica, 1572 nucleotides long. RefSeq lists its product as hypothetical. The transcript has a single exon. Gene Ontology annotation, biological process: rRNA processing. Gene Ontology annotation, cellular component: nucleolus. The record is from RefSeq and is a predicted model, not a curated record. NCBI's taxonomy places the organism in Eukaryota, Fungi, Ascomycota, Eurotiomycetes, Chaetothyriales, Herpotrichiellaceae. Gene Ontology annotation, molecular function: RNA binding; RNA helicase activity; ATP binding. Bases 1 to 1572 code for a protein of 523 amino acids.
AUGAGCAAACAUAAACUCGAAGAUGAGGCCGCUCUAUUGGCCAAGCAAGAGCGCAAGAGGAGGAAGAGAGACCGCAAGGAAGCCCUGCGUUUACAAGACAUCACACCGUCUUCAACUGAGGCCACAGCCAACUCAACCCCUGUCCCAGAGGCCAAGGAGGAUACCACCGCCGAUGUCAACGGUUCUACCGUCCCCAAGCCUGUAUCAGCUCUUGGAAACCUUCGACAAACCGAAGUCGAUAAUUUCUUAAAGACACAAUCCGUGCAGAUCUUCGAUCCACAGAAUACAGAUGUACAACCUAUCCUCGCCUUCUCGCAACUCCCACAAGAUUUGGCCUCUCAAUUCUCGGACAUCUUCUCCUCCUUCCAAAAGCCUUCGUCUAUCCAGUCCGCCGCUUGGCCCUUCCUACUAGCCGGUCGAGACGUGGUCGGCGUGGCAGAGACAGGCAGUGGAAAGACCCUGGCAUUCGGCCUGCCUCUCGUCGUCCGUCUGACCUCGCAAGAGAAAAUGAAGGGUAUCAGAGCAGUCAUUGUGGCACCGACACGGGAACUUGCCAUCCAAGUGUUUGAACAGUUGGAUAGGCUUAGCAAAACAACCCACAAGCUCAAGGCCGCAUGCAUAUACGGAGGAACCAACAAGGACGAGCAGCGUCGCAGCUUGAAAGGUGUAAAUAUCGUCGUGGCAACUCCAGGUCGACUAAAGGACUUCAUGUCCGACGGCACGGUCGACGUCUCCAAGACGCGGUAUCUGGUCCUCGACGAAGCAGACCGGAUGCUCGAUAAGGGCUUCGAAGACGACAUCAAACAGAUCAUUUCCCAAAUGCCGUCCUCAAAGAAGCGACAGACGGCCAUGUUCACCGCCACGUGGCCGAAAUCGAUCCGCGAGCUGGCGGCGACGUUCAUGCAGCAACCCGUCAAAAUCACCAUCGGGCGCGAGGACACCGAUGACUCUGGAGAAUUGAGAGCUAACAACCGGAUCGUGCAGAAAGUCGAGGUCAUUGACGGCAUGGAGAAGCAGCAGCGUCUAUUGCAGCUGUUGAAGCAGCACACGGCAGGUCCAAAGCGCAAUGACCGCAUCCUGGUCUUCUGCUUGUACAAGAAGGAGGCCCUCCGGAUCGAGAACUUCAUCCGGUCGCGCGGGUUCAACGUCGCGGGAAUCCACGGAGACAUGUCGCAGUCUGCGCGUAUCAACAGCUUGGAAUCGUUCAAGUCGGGCGCCACGACGCUCCUCGUGGCCACAGACGUGGCAGCUCGAGGCCUGGACAUUCCGGAGGUGAAACUCGUCAUCAACGUCACCUUCCCUCUGACUGCAGAAGACUACGUCCACCGCAUCGGCCGCACGGGCCGCGCCGGCAAGGACGGCCUCGCGAUCACAUUCUUCACCGAACAGGACAAGGGCCUCGCCGGCGCGCUGAUCAACGUCCUGAAAGCCGCCAAGCAGGACGUGCCCGAAAAUCUGUUGAGGUUCGGCACCACGGUGAAGAAGAAGGUCCACAGCGAGUAUGGCGCCUUUUAUCGUGAGGCAGAGGAAGGGGAGAAGACGACCUCGACCAAAAUCACCUUUGACGAUUGA